This is a messenger RNA of Purpureocillium lilacinum, 534 nucleotides long. RefSeq lists its product as uncharacterized. The record is from RefSeq and is a predicted model, not a curated record. Lineage: Eukaryota; Fungi; Ascomycota; Sordariomycetes; Hypocreales; Ophiocordycipitaceae.
AUGCGCGCCAUCUCCCUCUUCCUCGGCCUUGCGACCCUCGGCAUCGCUGCCGUCCUUCCCAGAAACGCCACAGACGGCGUGUACGUGGUCACAUUAGAUGACGCCGGCAACGAAGUGCACCGCCGCGUAGCCGACCCCCUCGUUUCGAAGAGGGAUGGUAUAGGAAGCGCCAUCGGCAUCGACAUCGGCAUUGGCGCCGAGCGUGCCUACAAGGUAAAUGUCAAGUGCCACUGCUACCACGACCUGCCCAAGAAGGACGUAGAGGCCGCCGUCGCGGAUCUCAAGUGGCAGGUUGGGCCGUUUCAGCAGUUCGGGUUCCCGGCCAUAUACUCGCGCCGUGGCGACGUGGUUGCUUUCGCCUGCAACCCCGGUCUGAAUAUGGCGUACACCUCGAGAUGGCUCAUCCCCCGGAUGCUGGACGCUGUGACGCAGAAGUGUGGGAAGAACGUGAUCGGCGCGUCCACCCGGCCAAGCAGCGACAGCUACCCGGAGGCAUACGUGGGCUACAUGCAAUACCUUGAAGGCUACAGAUAA